This is a messenger RNA of Rotaria sp. Silwood2, 597 nucleotides long. NCBI's taxonomy places the organism in Eukaryota, Metazoa, Rotifera, Eurotatoria, Philodinida, Philodinidae. The record is from the annotation of a GenBank genome assembly.
AUGAGUCGAUCACUUCCCUGUAAUGAUACACUUUCAGCAUUUCCAAUAAAUCAUACUACUCCAAAUAAUGCAGUUGAACAAUUACAUCCUGAAAUAUUUCUUCCACCAUCAUCAUCACUUGGUCCUGGAACAUUGCUUAUAACUCGUGAUGGUGAGGAUGAUGUAAAUAGUGUUCGUAUUAAUACAACACGAACAAGUACAACUGAAUUAGAAUAUAGUGAUACCAUGAACAAAUCUCUAGUGCAGUCAAAAUCAAAGAUUUCGAAUGGUUCCAAUAGUCAAAAAGCUAAAAAAAAUGGUUGUGACAUAUUAGUUCUUUUAAAAUCAUGCUGGUCAUGGUUUUGUGGUUUGGAUGGUAGUGAUGAUGUUGAUAAUCAAGAUGAAUUAACUGUAGCUAAUGUAUCUUAUCACUGUCUUCAACAAAAAAUAGCAAAUGAUGGUAUCAAUGAAGGGAAUGAUUCUAUGCUACAACAUAUUAAAGAACAACCAAUUAUAAAAUGGAUAUUAAAUGGAAAUUUAGUAUUUAUUAUUCUUGUGGAAAUAACUCUAUUUACUGUUUUUUCAUUACCUGCUAAGUAUACAUUUUUGCGGAAUUAA